Molecule: messenger RNA, 1990 nt
Organism: Drosophila novamexicana
Lineage: Eukaryota; Metazoa; Arthropoda; Insecta; Diptera; Drosophilidae
Gene: Cyp4g1
Product: cytochrome P450 4g1
Exons: 1
Coding region: 105-1790 (561 amino acids)
Molecular function (GO): heme binding; monooxygenase activity; iron ion binding
Source: RefSeq, a predicted model, not a curated record
GUUGAGCAUUGGCAGCGCAACGAGCAGCACAUUUGAUCAAGCAGGAUCAAAGACAUUAAACAACAGACAGACAAGCAACAGGAGCAGUUACAAAGUUCGCAAGGAUGUCUGUGGAAACGGUGCAGGAGACGCUGCAACAGGCGGCCGGCAGCACGGGCACGGGCACGGGCUUCAUGCUCAGCCCCCUGCUAACUGGCCUGGUUGGCACCAUACUGAUCAUGGCCCUGUACGAGUACUGGCAUCGCAAUACCCGGGAAUAUCGUAUGGUGGCCAAUAUACCGUCGCCGCCAUCGUUGCCGCUAAUUGGCAUGGCGCAUAUGGCCGCCGGUCUGAGCAAUGCCGAGAUACUGGCUGUCGGUCUGGGCUAUCUGAACAAAUAUGGCGAGACAAUGAAGGCCUGGCUGGGCAAUGUGCUGAUUGUGUUCCUUACGAAUCCCAGCGAUAUUGAGCUUAUACUGAGCGGACACCAGCAUCUGACCAAGGCCGAGGAAUAUCGCUAUUUUAAGCCUUGGUUCGGUGAUGGUCUGCUGAUCAGCAAUGGCCAUCAUUGGCGUCAUCAUCGCAAAAUGAUUGCGCCCACAUUCCAUCAGAGCAUCUUGAAGAGUUUUGUGCCCACGUUUGUGGAUCACUCGAAGGCUGUGUCUGCGCGCAUGGCCAAGGAGGCGGGCAAAUCAUUUGAUGUGCACGAUUAUAUGUCACAAACGACCGUCGAUAUACUGUUGUCAACGGCAAUGGGCGUCAAGAAGCUGCCGGAGGGCAAUAAGAGUUUCGAGUAUGCCCAGGCUGUGGUGGACAUGUGCGACAUUAUACACAAGCGUCAGGUGAAGCUAUUGUAUCGUUUGGAUAGCAUCUAUAAGUUUACCAAGCUGCGCGAGAAGGGUGAUCGCAUGAUGAACAUCAUUUUGGGCAUGACACGCAAGGUGGUCAAGGAUCGCAAGGAUAAUUUCCAAAACGAAUCGCGUGCCAUUAUCGAUGAGGUGGACGAGACGCCCGCCAAGCAGGCACGCGCCACUGCCGCAACCAAAAAGGAGGGUCUGCGCGACGAUUUGGAUGACAUCGAUGAGAACGAUGUCGGCGCCAAACGGCGUUUGGCCUUGCUCGAUGCCAUGGUCGAGAUGGCCAAGAAUCCCGAUAUCGAAUGGAACGAAAAGGACAUCAUGGAUGAGGUGAACACCAUUAUGUUCGAGGGACACGAUACCACCUCGGCCGGUUCCAGUUUUGCGCUCUGCAUGCUGGGCAUACACAAGCACAUCCAGGAGCGUGUCUUUGCCGAACAGAAGUCCAUCUUUGGCGACAAUAUGCAGCGCGAUUGCACCUUUGCCGACACCAUGGAAAUGAAAUAUCUGGAGCGUGUCAUACUCGAAACAUUGCGCAUGUAUCCGCCCGUGCCGUUAAUUGCCCGCCGCCUUGAUCACGAUGUCAAGCUGGUCAGUGGGCCAUAUACGGUGCCCAAGGGCACCACCGUUGUUCUAUUGCAAUAUUGUGUACAUCGUCGUGCCGACAUCUAUCCCAAUCCGACCGAAUUUGAUCCAGACAAUUUUCUGCCGGAACGUGCCGCCAAUAGGCAUUACUAUAGCUUCAUACCGUUCAGUGCCGGACCGCGCAGCUGUGUUGGACGCAAAUAUGCCAUGCUCAAGCUGAAGGUUCUCCUAUCCACAAUUGUGCGCAAUUUUAUUGUCCAUUCGACGGACACGGAGGCGGACUUUAAGCUGCAGGCGGACAUUAUACUCAAGCUGGAGAAUGGCUUUAAUAUUUCGCUGGAGCCGCGCAAAUAUCAAACGGCCGCGUAGAUAGAUACCCUGUAAAAGCAGCUUCGUGACCCGCUAUAUAUCCUGUAUAUAUAUUGCGCGUAAUCGAGCCAUCCCCCCGCCCUGCCCCGCCCACUUCCCCACUCGACCACAGUCAGCCAGAGAGUCAAACCUUGUGUGUGAGCCAAGCGCAUUUUGAUAAAAAGCAGAAAAAAAAGCACAAAAAAUCGUAAAAAAAAAAA